AUGCUGAAUACAACCCGAACCCGUAUCACACCGGCCUCUCGUGCCGUGUUCCGUGUCUCGACGAUCCGGCGCAUGGUGACGCGGGGCUAUGUCGAGCCCGAACGGCCUGCUGGCAACUCGAAGGAGAUCAGCUUUGAAGAGAGCGCCGGCACGCGAGUGUUCACACUGAACCGACCCAAGGCAUUGAAUGCGCUCUCGUGGGACAUGUUCUACACGAUGAUGAAGAAGGCCGAUGAAUGGCGCGAGGACCCCGACGUCACCAUGGUCAUUGGGCUGGGCGAGGGGCGCGCAUUCGCAGCCGGCGGAGAUAUCAAGUCCGUGGUGGAACAUGCACUGCGCGGCGAGAAUAUCAAGUCCCUGACGAUGAUGGGCGACUCGUACCGCCUCAACUGGAAGAUGGCGCACCUCGGCAAACCCUACGUGGCAUUCAUGGACGGCGUGACGAUGGGAGGAGGCGCCGGACUCGCUCUGGGUGGAUGUGUACGUAUCGCGACGCCCCGCACAAUCUACGCCAUGCCCGAGCAGCGGAUCGGAUUCAGCCCCGACUUUGGGGGUUCGUACUACAUGUCCCAGUUGGAUGGGCAGAUCGGAACAUGGCUUGCUGUUACUGGACGCGACGUAUACGGACGCGAAGUGUACGAGUUGGGCAUUGCGACGCACUAUGUCCCCGAGGAGGCUGUCCCCGAGAUCAAGGAUCGUCUCGCGGCGCUGGAGAACCCGACGCCCGAACAAAUCUCCGACAUUGUCGCCGAGUAUCACCUCCCUGGUGGGGAGGGGUUGAGUUCCAAGACCAACCCUAAUGGCCGGACGCCAAUUACUGGCGACGUAAGGAGGUUUCUCGACGAGGCAUUUACACACACCUCCCUCAAGGAGCUGUACACCCACAUGGUGGGGGCGGAGACGGACGAGUCUCUCAGUCCAGAGGUGCGGGCGUGGGUCAAGGAACAGAGGGAGAUGAUGGACACCCGCGGACCAACAGGCAUGGCGGUCGCGAUUGAAAACUACCACUCUGCAGGCAAGGCGAAGCGCCUAGCCACGACAUUUGAGCAGGACAUGCUCAUCGCAACUGGUUUCGUCGGCACCAAUCGCUCCAGUAACGAUAUUAUGAUUGGCGUAGUUCACGCUCUCUUUGAGAAGAACAAGACGCCCAUCCCCUUCAGUCCUUCCAUUAAAGAGUUGGAUGCGCCCAUUUUCGACCCGGCCAACAUCCGGGCAAAUUUCUUCGACCGCGCCUCACCCCACCUCUUCGACGCGCCGCCCAUGGAUGUGGGAGACGCCCUCCUUCCUCCUCCCCAGAGCGUGGUGGGACCCGACUCGAACUGGGGUACUUUCCGGCGUUUCGGCCUUCCGUCAGAGGAACACGUACGGGUCGCAAUCGACGACGCGCGGGGCAAGAUCACUUCCGCAGACUUGGUCGAGCGUGUGGCCGGACACGAGACGCACCCAGCAAGAAGGAGCGAGUUUGAAUCCACCGUGUGGCGCAUCAUCGCGGAUCGCACCUCGCAAGGAACAGUCAUGCAGUGGAACUAG
Messenger RNA from Cutaneotrichosporon cavernicola, 1530 nucleotides. RefSeq lists its product as uncharacterized. The coding region runs from base 1 to 1530 and encodes 509 amino acids. Lineage: Eukaryota; Fungi; Basidiomycota; Tremellomycetes; Trichosporonales; Trichosporonaceae. Gene Ontology annotation, molecular function: 3-hydroxyisobutyryl-CoA hydrolase activity. The record is from RefSeq and is a predicted model, not a curated record. Gene Ontology annotation, cellular component: mitochondrion. The transcript has 4 exons. Gene Ontology annotation, biological process: L-valine catabolic process.